Molecule: messenger RNA, 3416 nt
Organism: Racocetra persica
Lineage: Eukaryota; Fungi; Glomeromycota; Glomeromycetes; Diversisporales; Gigasporaceae
Source: the annotation of a GenBank genome assembly
AUCCUAAAACUAACUCCCCAUUUAUUAGCAAUUCUAUAAGAACUUCACGUUACACCUUCUUCAAUUUUCUUCCGAAACAACUUUAUGCUCAAUUCUCAAAGAUUGCUAACCUAUAUUUCCUUUUUGUUGCUAUAAUUCAAAUGCCCGAAUGGAGCCCUACUGGUCAAUUCACCACUUUGAUCCCUUUAAGUGUAUUCAUAUCAAUAGCGAUGGCUCAUGAAGGCUUUGAUGAUUAUCGGAGACACAAACAGGAUACUAUAGAAAACAACAAGGAAUGUUCAGUAUUAAAUGUUUAUCGACCAAAUGAUGUGACAUCUCAAAGAUUAGGUGUUUGGAGGAAAACGAAAUGGAGAAAUUUACGGGUUGGUGAUCUUGUGAAUGUUAAAGCUCAAGAAUGGGUUCCCGCCGAUUUAUUGCUAUUGCAUUCGAAAGGUGAAAAGGGAAUUUGCUUUGUUGAGACUGCUGCUUUAGAUGGUGAAACUAAUCUUAAGCAAAAGCAAGCACUCAAGGAUACAAAUAAUAUAUUAGCUUCUCCAGAAGCUCUUGCUAGUUUCAAAGCUGUGGUUUCUGCUGAGAAUCCAAAUCAAGACUUGUAUAACUUUGAUGGAUCAAUAGAGCUCCCCGAUGGAAAAAUAUGUGCACUUUCAAAUGAUCAAAUUUUAUUACGUGGUACAAUCUUACGCAAUACUCCUGAGAUAUAUGGACUAGUGAUAUUUACUGGCGAAGAAACAAAACUUCGAAUGAAUGCUUCAAAAAACAUUCGAACAAAAGCCCCUAUGAUACAACAAUUGCAAUGUCGAAAAUUUGGGCAGAGCGUUUUUGGAAGAACGCUUGAUGUUAAUAUGUAUCACGCGGAAACCGACACUCCUGCUGAAGCACGAACAGCAACAAUCAAUGAAGAAUUGGGUCAAGUUAGUUAUAUCUUUUCUGAUAAGACUGGAACACUCACGGAUAAUAUAAUGUUAUUUAGAAAGAUUAGUGUUGGUGGACUAGCGUUUUUACAUGAUAUGGAUUUGUUUAAUAUAGAAAAGGAUGAAUUAUCACAAUUGUUUUAUCAACGUCAAAAUUCCGUUACAAAAGGACAAAGUAAAUUUUCUUACACGUCAGUUGGACAACAUGCUCGUAAUAGGACGCUUGAUAGUCUUGAAAUUUCUGAAAACUCGGAAUCUUCAAGACGCAGAGAUUCAAGUCUUAGCAGGCGUUUUUCAAUGAUUGCACCGACCACUACUUGUCCAUCUCCACCGUAUAAACGUGAUUCAGUGUCCAAAACCACAAUAGGAUCUAUAAAAACAGACAAAGAUCCCACCAUUCGUUCCACAUUUGAUUUACUGUCCAUCAUUCAAAAUAAAUCUCAUACAUCGUUCGGAGAAAAAGCGAGAUUCUUUUUAUUGGCUAUUGCAUUAUGCCACACUUGUGUACCUGAAAUUGAUCAAACAACAAAUGAUGUAUUCUAUCAAGCUGCAUCACCUGAUGAAUUUGCUCUUGUGAAUGCUGCUAAAGAGUUAGGAUAUGUUGUUAUGGAUAGGUCGACGUCCUCAGUCUCUCUAUUGAUCAAUAACGAUGGUCUUUCCGAAUUAAAAGAUCUUAAUUCAACAAAAACAUAUGAAACCUACCAAAUUUUAAAUGUCAUUGAAUUUUCAAGUAAAAGAAAGAGAAUGAGUGUUAUUUAUCGUUUGCCUAAUGGAAAAAUAUGUCUGCUUUGUAAAGGGGCAGAUUCGAUAAUAAUAGAGAGAUUAAAGAUAAAUAACACAAAUAUUUCUUCGAGAUCGUUAAAUAAUGAAAAUAAAAGAUAUAGUACGACAAUAUAUCUUGAACACUCAAUGGUUGAUCCUUCUUCAAUGUAUGAUGAAAGAUGGCUUUAUAACGAAACCAUGCUUCAUAUUCAACAAUUUGCGACCAAAGGAUUAAGAACUUUACUUUAUGGACAUCGAUAUCUAGAAGAGGAUGAAUAUAAUGAAUGGAAUAAAUUAUAUCAAGAGGCUUCAACCACUAUGGUGGAUCGACAAAAACAAAUGGAACUGAUUGCGGAAAUAAUUGAAAGAGAUUUAGAGAUCACAGGCGCUACAGCGAUUGAAGACAAAUUGCAAGACGGAGUUCCAAAAACCAUCGAUAAAUUGUGUAGAGCAGGAAUUAGAAUAUGGAUGUUGACUGGUGACAAGAGAGAAACCGCGAUUAAUAUUGGAUAUUCUUGUUCUUUAAUCAAGAAUUACUCUACUACCAUAAUUAUAGAUCAAAAUUUUGAUCUUGACUUGACCCUAAGUCAAGCAUUAGAACAUAUUAAUUGCAACAUAGGAAAACAUGCUGUAGCAGUUGUUGAUGGUGCCACGCUGAUGGUAAUCGAACAAAAAGCCGCACUUAUGGAAAAAUUUGUCGAAUUGGGAAUUCUAUGUGAUUCUGUUAUUUGUUGUCGUGUAAGUCCAUCACAGAAAGCUUUGGUAGUUCGGAAAAUUCGAGAGAAAUUAACUGGUACAGUAACGCUAGCAAUUGGAGAUGGGGCCAAUGACAUAGCAAUGAUUCAGGAAGCACAUGUUGGAAUUGGAAUUACGGGUAGAGAAGGAUUACAGGCUGCAAGAACAAGUGAUUAUUCGAUAGCGCAAUUUAGAUUUUUAAGCAAUUUAUUGUUCGUACAUGGUAGAUGGUCUUACAUAAGAGUGUCAAAAUUCAUUUUAGGAACAUUUUAUAAAUGCAUGUGUUUUUACCUUACGCAAGGAAUAUUUCAACUUUUUACUGGAUUCUCUGGAACUAGUUUAUAUGAGCAAUGGACUCUUUCAUUUUAUAAUACAUUAUUUUCAUCAUUGCCCAUCAUGGUUAUCGGAAUGUUUGAGAAAGAUUUAAAUUAUAAAACAUUAUUAGAAGUUCCAGAACUGUAUACUCAAGGACAAUAUAACAAUGCUUUUAAUAUAAAACUUUUCUUUUCUUGGAUGAGUGACGCAAUUAUUCAUGCUCUUGUGAUAGUUAUGGUACCAUUUAUUCUACAUGACAUCCUUUGUAAGUAUGAACUCAGAAAUUUUGGAUCACCUCAACUAUAUGAGCUUGGAUUAGUGGUAUAUACAUGUGUAGUGUUUGUGGUUACAUUCAAGAUAGCAUAUUUGGAGUGUCAUAAUUGGACAGUCAUAACACACGUUACAUCAUUUUUGACAUUAUUUGGAUGGUUCUUGUAUCAAACCAUUUAUUCCUUUAUUUACCCUAUAGAUACGAAAAAUGCAGCUUAUGAUGUACGUGGAGUAUUUCAACAAGAUGCAAUUAAGAGCGAAUUUUGGGUAACUGUAAUAUUAACAACUUCUAUAGCUAUUAUACCGAAUAUUCUAAAAAAAGUAGGAACAAAUGUUUUCCAUUUUACCGAUGUUGAUGAAUAUCAAGUUAUUGAGAAGGAUGAUAAAUAUUCACAGAAAAUCAGUGCUGAUGAGGUGCGAUAG